AUGAAAGGAGGUGGUUUCAAAUUGAAGCCCUCAAUUCGUUGUAGUUCUGCAAUAAGAAGGCCACCUUAAGAAUUAGCCAUUUUGGAUCUCUAUUAAUAAACAAAUAUAAAUCAUAUUCCUCAACUUGUUUUAACACCAACUUAAAGAAGUCUAAGACAUAGACCUAAAACUGGCAUAAGAAUUACAGAUUAAUAUUAUACAAUGCCAACUAAAGAAAACCAGACAGAUUAUCAUAUGAGACUUAAGACUACUCAAGGUUCUUAAAGAAUAACUUAAUAAUCAACUAAAAAUUAAUUAGAAACUUUAGCAGAUGAUUUAUUUAAAAAAACUAGUAUCAACCAAUUAGAUACUCCUUAAUUAUAUGAAUAGAAAUUUAAAACUUAACCUUUAGAUUCUUUAAAGUAAUAAUUAUCAUUAUAUAUAAUUUAUAGGAUUUUACGUUCUAAUUCUCAAUAACAAAUAAAUAUGACUUACUUACUUCAUCAAUAAAUUUCUAAUUUAGAUAGAUUUUUAAUUUUAAGUAAUCUUGGUCAAGGUUCCUAUGCAACUGUUAAAUUAGCUAGAGAUAAAUUUACAGAAAAGUAUAUUAUGAUGUAAAUUAUAGAUUAAUUGCAAUUAAAAUAUAUUCCAAAUCUAAAUUAUGUAAUUAACAAAGGAGAUAAUAAUUGAAAAGAGAAAUCCACAUACUCAAAUUAUUAGAUCAUCCAAAUAUUAUAAAGUAUGUUAAUACAAUUGAAACAUAAAUGGAUAUUAAUUUAAUAGUAGAAUAUGGUGGUUCUAAGAAUUUGAGAUCAUAUUUGAAAGUAUAAUUAAUCAUCAUUAAUUAUAGUAAUUUCCAAAUAGAAAACUUGAUGAAGAUGAUGCUAAAUUAAUGUUUAGAUAAAUUGUAAAAGCUGUUGAUUAUUGUCAUUCUUUGAAUAUAAUACAUAGAGAUAUUAAACUUGAAAAUAUUCUCUUAAAAGAUAAUAAUGAGAUUAAAUUAAUAGAUUUUGGAUUUUCAGUCUUAGUUAAUAGAGAUUGUAAAUUAGGUGUAUUUUGUGGAACUCCUAGGUAAUAAUAAUUAAAAUAUAAAAUUAGUUAUAUGGCUCCAGAAUUAGUCAAUAAAUAGGAUUAUUUUGGUAAACCUGUUGAUGUAUGGGCUUUAGGAGUUUUACUAUAUGUUUUAUUAACAGGUCAUUUUCCAUUUAAAGGAUCAAAUGAUUCUGAUUUAUAUGGAUAAAUUAAAAAAGGAAUUUAUACAAAAGUUAAUGCAUCACCAUAGUGUCAAAAAUUAAUAUCAUAAAUGUUAACCAUCAGAGCUAAUGAGAGAAUAACAACAUUAAGAGUAUAAAAAAAAUAAAAUACUAGAUCUUGUAAGACAGAUGGUUCAAUUCUUGAUUUUAAUUAAUUUUAUGUAAUAAAGAAUUCGUCUUCAGUUUGCAAAGGAUCUUUAAAAAACUUAUGGUUCAAAAUAAUCAUAAUCAAGUGAAUUAUCUGAUAAUCAACUUCAAUCCUCAUAAAAUUAAUCAUCAUAAGUAUCUUCAUUUGCUUUUAAAACUUCAAUUCCUUAAUUUUCUAAAUAAGAAAUCGAAAAGCAUGAUUAAACCUUGAAAGAACAAACUUAGAUAUAUAAUGAGAGAAAAAAGAGAAACGGAUAGAAAUUUUAGCGUUUAACAAAAGAAUAAUAAUCAUAAUUAGUUAAACUUAUUAAGAGUGAUCCUUAAUUUUAAAAUCAAUUGGCUGAAGCUAUAAUUAAACAUACUGAAAUUACAUCAUUCAUUAAGAAGGCUAACACACUUAAAAUUAUGAAAUCAUUAAAUAAAACAGCAAUUGAAUUUAAAACAAAUAUGACUAAUAAAAUAUAAGCUAUUUUUCUCAAUCACCAAAAUUAAACAUAUAAUAAACUUAAAUAUUUACUAUAAGAAAAAGAGUAAUUAAUGAUUAAAGUAUUGGAAUAAAAAUUAUCUACUUAUGUUGAUAUUAAAUCAAAUUUCAAAGAUGCUUUAUUAAUAUAAUUGAAUAAAACAUUAUAAACUCAUUUAGAAGAAAACUGUAAAAAAUAUGCUUAAGCUUUAUCAUCAUAAUUAUUAAUAAUGUAUGAAGGAAUUGCAUAAAUUAUUGGGCAACAUAUUGAAAUUAAUAAAGAAAAUAAGUUUGAAUAAGAAUUAUAUCAAUAAUUAUAAAAAGUUAAAGAUUACUUUGCUAAUUGUGAAUAAUAAUAUGUUAAAGUAUUUAUAUGAUAAAUAUCUUUUAUAGCGUCUAUAAACAGAUAUGAAUGAACAUUAUAUAAAUGCUAUAUAGACUAUUAUUUAAGUGUAAUAAAAACUUAAAUUAAAAUGA
This is a messenger RNA of Paramecium pentaurelia, 2319 nucleotides long. The record is from the annotation of a GenBank genome assembly. NCBI's taxonomy places the organism in Eukaryota, Ciliophora, Oligohymenophorea, Peniculida, Parameciidae.